This is a messenger RNA of Opisthocomus hoazin, 2856 nucleotides long. The record is from RefSeq and is a predicted model, not a curated record. NCBI's taxonomy places the organism in Eukaryota, Metazoa, Chordata, Aves, Opisthocomiformes, Opisthocomidae.
AUGGCUGUUACAAAGGUUCAGAUGCAACUCCUGGGUAUUCUUAAGCAGGUUAAAGAUUACAUUAAAGAAUGCAGCAAAUGCCAGGAAAAGCUAGAUCGCUCUAGAUCUCUGUCAGAUCCUUCUGAAAUGCUGGAGGAACUAGGACUGGAUGCCAAAUCUCAUGAAGACAGUAAUGAAACAGAUGAUGAAUUGAGUAAUACAACAUCAGUCCCAGAUGUGUCCCCAAAGCCCAUGAAGAAGAAGCCUAUAGCGAAGCAUGAGCUUGUAUUUGUUGACAGUAAGGGCCUUGUGAAGCAGUCAUCUUCCAAACAUUGUCUGUCGGUCUUAAACCAACUGAAUCAGCAGAGGCUUUCCAAUCAGUUCUGUGAUGUGACUCUGCUGAUUGAAGGAGAGGAGUACAGAGCUCACAAAUCUGUCUUGGCAGCCAACAGCGAGUACUUCCGAGAGCUCUUCAUUGAAAAGGGAGCUGUCUCUAGUCAUGAAGCUGUAGUGGAUCUGUCAGGGUUCUGCAAGUCCAGCUUCCUGCCUCUGUUGGAAUUUGCUUAUACUGCAGAAUUAACUUUUGACUUCUGUAGCAUGGCGGAAGUGGCCAUGCUUGCCCGGCAUCUCUUCAUGUCGGAGGUCCUUGAAAUCUGUGAAAAUGUGCACAAACAGAUGGAAGAGAAACAAAUUACAGUGUACCAGAAGGGGGAUAUUCAAACAGUAGAGUCAACACAGAGUUUAGCAGAGCAGGCUGAAGUUGAGGCACAGCCCGUGGAUGGUGAUGGGCAACCUGAGCUCACCGCCCGUGCAGAGCCAGUGGCUGUGAAUGGAGCUCCUUGCUCUGCUGGGACAGAGGAGGCAGCGGCACCCCAGCCUGACCUCCUGCCCCCAGAGCCUGCAGAGGCCGCUCUGGAUGAUCUUUCGAAGCCUGUGGAGCAGUGUCAAACAACUGAAAAUGACAUCAAGGUGCAGCUGCUGGAGGGCAUUGCGAAUAGCACUGUGUCUGUCAUGGAGGCUGAGCCAUCGGACACGCAAGCCAUGGACAUGCAAAGCCAAAUGGAAAUUGAGGCAGAUAAAAGUGAAAGUGGUAAAGCAAAUGUGGAUGCUGCUUCUGAAGACUCCUCAGAAACACUCAAGCAAAAACCUGGCAGGCAAAGUAAAGAACAGAGCGUUUCAGUUUCACAGCCGGAAAGCCUAGCGUCCAGCCAAGAUGAUACUUACAAAAGCAAACUUCGUCAGCGUUCUGUUAGUGAAGGGGGAUAUAUCAGAUUGCAUAAAGGAAUUGAAAAAAAACUGCAAAAUAGAAAGACAAAUCCGAAAUCUGCAAUACAGCAGGUUGCCAUGAAGCUGGUACAAAGAGGAAAAAAAAUGAAACAGCCCAAAAGAGAGACCUCGGAAAACAAUGAAGUAGAAGCUCAGCACAAAUGCACGGAGUGUGGAAUGGUGUUCCAGCGGCGCUAUGCACUUAUCAUGCACACACUGAAACAUGAAAGAUCUAAAGAUUAUAAAUGCCCAUUAUGUAAAAAAGAAUUCCAUUAUGGUGCCUCCCUGCGAGCCCAUCUUGUCCGGCAUACUCGGAAGACUGAAGUGAAUGCUGCGGCUGCUACUGUAGAAGAGACAGGCGUGUCUUCGGUGAAAGGGAGAACUAAACGGGAAUUCAUAUGUGAUAUAUGUGGGAGGACUCUACCUAAGCUCUAUUCUCUCAGAAUACAUAUGCUCAAACAUACGGGUGUAAAACCGCAUGCGUGCAAGGUUUGUGGAAAGACCUUUACGUAUAAGCAUGGAUUAAAAAUGCACUUAGCUCUCCAUGAAGUACAGAAACAGUUCAAGUGUGACUUGUGUGAGAAGUCUUUUGUCACAAAAAGAAGUCUUCAGGAACACAUGAGCAUUCAUACAGGAGAAUCCAAGUAUCUUUGCUCCAUCUGUGGAAAAUCUUUCCACAGGGCAUCAGGACUCAGUAAGCACAUAAAGAAACACCAGCCAAAGCCCGAAGUUCGUGGAUAUCAGUGUACUCAGUGUGAAAAGAGUUUUUAUGAAGCUCGAGAUCUUCGGCAGCAUAUGAAUAAGCAUUUAGGUGUGAAGCCAUUUCAGUGUCAGUUCUGUGGGAAAUGUUACAGUUGGAAGAAAGACUGGUAUUCUCAUGUAAAGUCUCAUUCUGUCACAGACCCCUACAGGUGUAAUAUAUGUGGUAAAGAAUUUUAUGAGAAAGCCUUGUACAGAAGACAUGUACAGAAAGCCACACAUGGUAAAAAAGGAAGAGCAAAACAAAAUCUGGAACGAGUUUGUGAACAUUGUGGGAGAAAAUUCACUCAACUCCGGGAAUAUAGGAGACACAUGAACAAUCAUGAAGGUGUGAAGCCGUUUGAAUGCCUCACUUGCGGAGUAGCCUGGGCCGACGCACGUUCCUUGAAGCGUCACGUGAGGACACACACUGGAGAGCGGCCGUACGUCUGCCCGGUGUGCAACGAAGCUUACAUAGAUGCCCGGACGCUACGGAAGCACAUGACCAAGUUUCAUAGGGACUACGUACCCUGCAAAAUUAUGCUGGAAAAAGAUACUCUUCAGUUUCAUAACCAGGGGACGCAGGUGGAGCACGCCAUCAGCAUUUUGGCAGCAGACGUGCAGGAACAAGAAACAGAGAUUAGCGUUGGUGGGGAUGAGAUUGAGACUGUGGUAGUGACAGGAGAGACGCUUGAAGCCAUUGAAGCGGUUGCAGCCACUGAGGAAUGUACGUCAGUCUCUACUCUUUCUGACCAAAGCAUCAUGCAGGUGGUAAAUUACGUAUUGGCGCAGCAGCAAGGACAGAAAAUGGCUGAAGCAACGCAGGCCCUGGAAACUGUAAAAGUAGAAGUUACAAAGACAGAGUGGAUGUAG